Molecule: messenger RNA, 1314 nt
Organism: Naumovozyma dairenensis CBS 421
Lineage: Eukaryota; Fungi; Ascomycota; Saccharomycetes; Saccharomycetales; Saccharomycetaceae
Gene: SPN1
Product: transcription factor SPN1
Exons: 1
Coding region: 1-1314 (437 amino acids)
Biological process (GO): poly(A)+ mRNA export from nucleus
Cellular component (GO): nucleus
Source: RefSeq, a predicted model, not a curated record
AUGAGUGAACUAACAGAACAACAAACUCCGACUAUAGAUCCAAGUUUCGAAAGUGAAACGCCUGUUGUAACGGAUGAAACCCCAGCUACUACUUCUACUGCUGAAGAAAAUAAAGAUAAUACUGUAGAAUCAAAUACUGUUGCUACUGAAUCAACUAUUGAACAUAAAGAAAAUGGAGGCGAAAACGAAGACGAAAAUGAAAAUGAAGAGAGUGCGCCAACAGAGGAUUUAGAUAUCGGGGUUGGUGGUACAACCGGAAAUGAAAGGAUUUCAACCGAUUCCAACAAUGAGGAUAAGAAUGAAGAACAGACAGCCCUUGAAAGAAAACGUAAACAUAUUGAAACAAGUACAUCGGAUGACGAUGAAGAAGAUGACGACAGAAUUAGAAGUGUACAAGGCGACAAUCUACCAAGGAGCUCAUCCGCGGAUCUUGAUAUUAUUGACCCAUCAAAGAGCCGUCAAAUGCUAGAAGAGAAACUGGACCGUAUUCUAAAGAAACCCAAAGUUAGAAGGACGAGAAGAGAUGAAGACGAUUUAGAACAAUAUCUUGACGAAAAGAUUCUAAGGUUAAAAGACGAAAUGAAUAUAGCUGCUCAAAUGGAUAUUGAUACGUUGAAUAAGAGAAUAGAAACCGGUGAUACAUCAUUGAUCGCAAUGCAAAAGGUCAAGCUAUUACCCAAGGUUUCUAGUGUAUUAUCAAAAGCAAAUUUAGCAGAUACCAUCCUGGAUAACAAUUUAUUACAAAGUGUAAGAAUUUGGUUGGAACCUUUACCUGAUGGAUCAUUACCUUCUUUUGAAAUCCAAAAAUCCUUAUUUGCAGCUUUGAAUGAUUUACCUAUUAAGACAGAACAUUUGAAAGAAAGUGGGCUAGGUAGAGUUGUUAUUUUCUAUACAAAGUCAAAACGUGUUGAACCUCAAUUAGCUAAACUCGCAGAAAAACUGAUUGCAGAAUGGACAAGGCCAAUCAUUGGGGCAUCCGAUAAUUACAGAGAUAAGAGAAUUAUGCAAUUACAAUUUGAUUCAGAGAAAUUAAGGAAGAAAUCAGCAUUAGAUUCCGCUAAAAGUAGAAGAAAGAGAACAUCUGGACAAACAGGUGGGUCAACAGCACAAACUCUAUACGAGCAAGCCGCUGCCAGAAGAAAUAGGGCUGCAGCACCAGCGCAAACAACAACUGAUUAUAAAUAUGCACCUGUAAGCAACUUGGGAUCAGUUUCCUCGACAGCAAGAACAACUGGUGUCGGUUCAACGCUGAAUAACAGUGAAAUGUACAAAAGACUAAAUGCAAGAUUGUCAAAGCAUAAAAGGACUAAAUAG